AGGGCUGGGGCGCGGCCGCCGAGGGUCGGAAUCCGGCGCUCUCAGCAGGGACAGCCUCCGCGGGGUCUUUCCAAGGAAUCCGGAUGGGCCUGCUUCGCCGCGCCCCUGCUCGCCUGGCUUCCGCUUGGCCCCAGCGGCCGCGGCUCUUAACCCUGGGCCUUAAUUUCCCCCAAGUCAAAUGGAGGAAGUGUGUCCCCACAUCCUCCCAGGAUUGCAGGGGACGCCGGGGGACGCGAGUGUACUAGCGCUGUGCUCCUGAAAUCAACCAGGCCGCCUCUCCCUCCUUCUUGGCCAAAAAUGAAGUUAACCUCUUCUACCUCCUAAAACCCAACCCAGAUUUCUUCCCCUCCCCCGCCCUGUCCCACGACCGGCCCUUCGCGGGUGCCUAAGCUCCGCCCCCGCCCGAGGCGGGGCCCCAUAGGUGGAGAGACGUGGGAGAGGUCGUGGCCCCGCCUCUCCCCUCCUCCCCCUACACACACGGAAGCUCUGUGGCCCCCACGCCAGGAUGUCCGACACCUGGGUCCCAGGCCUCGUACCCACCUUGCUGCUCAGCCUGCUGGCUGGCCCCCAACAGGUGAGCGCUUGGGAGGCUGCCGCCAAAUGUGGUCUCUUCUUCACCUGCCCCAGAGGAUUCAAAUGCUGUGGUGACAGCUGCUGCCAGGAGUAUGAGCUCUUCUCCAGUCCCCUGAGGAUCUUCGUCAUCACCUUCCUCAUCAUCCUCCCCCUCCUGUGCAUCUGCUGUCUCGCUAAGCGGUUCUGUCGCAGCUGCAGAGAACAGGAGCAGGACCCCCCAGCGGAUCACCAGGGGCCCCCGGAGCCGCCCUCCAUCGCCCCCCCAGAGAGGGUCAGGACGUCCACCUCUGAGCCCCCACCCCCCUACAGCGAGAUUAUUCUGAAGCCCGUCCUGCCCCCCAUGGAGCCGCCCCCUCCCUACAGUGUCAGGCCUGAAGAAUAUUCGGGGAUGCCCAGGGGCAUCGACAACCCAGCCUUCUGAGCCACCUCCUGCCUGGAGCUACGACAUCAUCUCGGCCACCUCCUCCCCAGUGCUUCCUGGAUCAAGCCAGAGACUCUUGGGACCCCCGUGAUGCCCCCGUCCGUCCUGCCAUGUCUCUUGCUGUUCUUGGUUUUAACUUAUUGCUUUUCCCGCUCCACCACCAGCCGCCUCUGUUGUCCUGAGUGCCGGUCAGAAGUGUCAGCGGCCACCCCCCCAACCCCCAUCCCAAGUGACAGGCUGCCAGGAGGAACAUGUCAACGCUUGGAGGUGCCUGACAAUAGAAUGGGCCACUCUGAGGAGCGGAGAGAACCCCAUUUCUGGGGGGUAUACAAAUCCUGGCUGGGCAGCCAGCUCCGAGAUAUUAUAGAGGGCACUCCUGUUUCGUGCGCGAUUGGACUGCGUGGGCUCUGAGCCACCCCCGGGUCUACCUGAAUAGGGAAGACCCCAUUGCCCCCUACCCCCCGAACGUGUACUCACUAAAUCUGAGCUGAUCGUCA
Messenger RNA from Prionailurus viverrinus (fishing cat), 1491 nucleotides. RefSeq names its product transmembrane protein 92 (gene TMEM92). NCBI's taxonomy places the organism in Eukaryota, Metazoa, Chordata, Mammalia, Carnivora, Felidae. The transcript is spliced from 6 exons. The record is from RefSeq and is a predicted model, not a curated record. The coding region runs from base 506 to 994 and encodes 162 amino acids. Gene Ontology annotation, cellular component: nucleoplasm.